AUGCAACGAUUAACGAGAUCUCUCCCCACGACAAGGAAGCAAGUCGUUCGAGUACCUAGAAUAUCACGUCUCACAGUCUCGAAUCCUGCCAUCGCUUCCCAACAUGACCACCUGCGUACUGUCCAUCACACCCUCCAGAGCGCCGGCGUUCUGCAAAUCCAACUCGGCUUCCCCGACGACGAAAGCACUUACCUUCACAAACUAUUAUUGAAUUUGCACCAACACCACGGCCAUGGACUACCGAUCACACACAGUGCAAAUCGAGGUUGGAUGUGGGACAUUCGGCCCAGCCCCGAAAGCUUCCAGAGCAACAAUACUCAAGCUCGAUCUGAGACCAUGGAAGAAUUCCCCUGGCACACAGAUUGCAGCUAUGAGAGCUCUCCACCGCAAUACUUCGCUCUCCAAGUUCUUCAGCCAGAUCGAUGUGGGGGCGGUACAUUAUCUAUCUUGAAUGUCGACGAAUUGCUCACACUUCUCUCACCUUCCACCCUCGAGACCCUCUUCAGCCCCAAUUUUCAGAUCACUGUCCCACCCGAGUUCGUCAAAAGUCAGGCAGAUACACAGAUCGUCGGUGGCCUGCUGGCAAUUAGCCCCGAGACGAACGCCAUCAAGCUCCGCUUCCGAGAGGACAUUGUUGUGCCGCUCACACAUCAGGCAUCUGAAGCGCUAGCUGAACUGAAAUCCGUCCUAUUGGGCCCAGCAGCCCAUUCCCGAAUACUCAACUUGAGAGCCAAGAAUCUCCCGCGUGGGUCUAUCAUCUUGAUGGACAAUGGACGCUGGCUCCACGCACGGAACGAAGUCAAGGAUCCAGAUCGACAUUUGCGACGAGUGCGUUGGGACGCUCGGCAAUUUGCCAGACCUUCUGCUGCUCAUCUAGGUUUGUAA
This is a messenger RNA of Penicillium psychrosexuale, 885 nucleotides long. RefSeq lists its product as uncharacterized. The record is from RefSeq and is a predicted model, not a curated record. The transcript has 2 exons. The coding region runs from base 1 to 885 and encodes 294 amino acids. Lineage: Eukaryota; Fungi; Ascomycota; Eurotiomycetes; Eurotiales; Aspergillaceae.